Messenger RNA from Lingula anatina, 4152 nucleotides. RefSeq names its product vitamin D3 receptor. Gene Ontology annotation, molecular function: nuclear receptor activity; RNA polymerase II cis-regulatory region sequence-specific DNA binding; zinc ion binding. Gene Ontology annotation, biological process: positive regulation of transcription by RNA polymerase II; cell differentiation; negative regulation of transcription by RNA polymerase II. Lineage: Eukaryota; Metazoa; Brachiopoda; Lingulata; Lingulida; Lingulidae. The record is from RefSeq and is a predicted model, not a curated record.
GUAGUUUGCUUUUGCAUAUCAGGUAGCAUUUAUGUAUGGAGAUCUCUGCUUGGAUGUUAAUGCAAUAGAGUUUUGAAAGCCAGUGGGAGACAAACCUUUUGAACUCAAUCUGGUGGCAUUUGCUUGAAAAUUCUCAACAUCCCAUUACUCUUGUCACACACAUAGGAGACACAGGUGACAGGCUUGUUACUGUACUCAUUUUCUGAGCUCAAAUGAUGGGUGCGCUUUAGGACUCAAAACCGAGUGCAAGUUACCAAUGAAGUUGCCCAAGAACUACCAGUGAACAGAAGAAGGCAGGACGUAGAACUGGGAAGUACAGACAUCUAGGAAACACAAGUAACAAAGGUUAGGGGCUCCAGAAAUAACAAGAACUUUUUUCUGAGAAACGAAGCUUUCAGACAACUGUCAGUGCUAUUGGACUUGGUGAAUACCACCUGCUCUCCUUGAAAAAAUUAUACUCUAGGAAGCUUGUGGCACCACCUCUGGAGAAUGGAGGAGGAAGCUGCGGCCUCCAUGCCCAUGCGGGGGCGGGCUAAAGUCAAAGAAGACAAAUACUGUGGGGUGUGCGGGGACAGAGCCCUUGGAUACAACUUCGAUGCUAUAUCUUGUGAAUCUUGCAAAGCCUUCUUUAGGAGAAAUGCCCCAAAAGGAUUGGAGUACUUCAAAUGCCCGUAUGAUGAGAAGUGCAAGAUGGAUGUUUCAAAUCGGCGGUUUUGCAAGCGCUGCAGGUUAAAGAAAUGCUUUGAAAUUGGCAUGCGGAAAGAAUAUAUCCUCACUGAAGAGGAGAGAGUCAGGAAAAGACAGAAAAUUGAGGAAAAUCGUUAUGUGCGAGUACGAGAAUUAGAGAAGCAAGGGAUCACUAUCAAAACUGAAAAUGGUGUGGUGUCCAGUUCCAUGUCCCCUUCUCGCCGUCUCACUGAUGAAGAACACCACAUGAUAGAAGAAAUCAGGAAAGCUUAUAGGAGCUCGUUAGAAAUCACAGUGGAACCCAUGAGGCCGCGGAGUAAAGAAGAGACCAAUGUCAAUGAUUUGGUCAACAUUGCUGAAAUAAGUGUUCGCAGAGUCAUAGACAUGGCCAAAAAGAUCAAGACUUUUAAAGUUCUCCCACAGACCACGCAAAUCAGUCUACUGAAAGGCGGCGCCAUAGAACUUCUCAUCCUACGUUCUGUGCUGACCUUCGAUAAAGAAAAGCAGCAGUUUUUGGAUCCAACAGACGACCCUGACACUAACAGUAUGUCAGUGGAUGAACUCAAACAAGGAGAGGGGGCCCUCUUUGAGGAACACAUGAGGUUUGUGAAGGGGCUAGUGGAACUUAGGGCAGAUGAAACCAUGCUAAUUCUCAUGCUUUGUGUAGCUUUGUUCUCCCCAGAUCGCCCUGCACUGGACAAUAAAGGUAUAGUGAGCGAGGAACAAGAAAAAUAUUCAUUGCUUCUUCAGAAAUAUUUAGAAUCAAAAUUCCCUCUUCAUUAUGCCAAAGCAGUGUUUCCGAAACUGCUAAUGAAGUUGGUAGACAUUCGGAACUUGAAUGAAGAACAUUCACAAGUGCUUCUGAAGGUAAAUCCAGAAGGCAUACAACCACUGAUGAAGGAAGUUUUAGAUUUAAACAAUACUUGAGUACUACGUAGUACAAGGAAACAAAAUAAACCUCAGCCAACCAGAGGCACCAUGUUAGACUGUUGCCUUGUGUACAUACCUAUACAUGCACUGGACUUCACAAGGACUUAGUGGACUGUGAAUGAAGUGACACUGAGAGUGAAAUGUGCAUGUUGAGGAAAUGUCAGGAAAUAAUUAACUCGACACACUUAAGCAACACCAGCUUCAAUCAUUGUUGGUUUAUUUACCUACAACUGGGAUGUCAUGACAAACUGCUUCUUUCACUUAUCUUAUUACUUAUGAAAGUUCACAGAGGGGCUGGCCCUGCCAGACCUUUGUGCCAAUGUGUCUGUGUCUACACCAAAUACCAGUACCUACAUGUGAUAUCCCCCUCUGUUACACAGUUAACCUGCCAAGGUAGAUCUUUCUCAAGAGAGAUCUGGAAUACCUUACUGCUGAAAAUGUGGAAAUUAUCUGCUUAGUGGAACUAGCAGUAGCUGAAUUUAUGUUUGGAUUGGUAUGCUUCAUUUUUAAAAAUUCUGAAUACUAUUAUCCUGAAGGGAAUUCUUUCAUCACAGGGGUUGAGAUUAAAUGAUAUCAUUAUUGGUAUUUAUUGUUAUUAUUUGUGCAUUUCUGGCAUUACACAUUGGUGUACAAAGAUAGGAGGGUUGAAAUGUUCAGCAACUUGAUGCAUUCACUACCUCCAAGAAUUUUCACCAACCACAUGGUAGAAUUCCCAUUGCUCCUAAAGAGUAUAUACCAAGUGCAAGGGACCUGUCCUACCUUUAAUUUGUCUCUGCUUCAAUGCAGAGAAAUGUAGUGCCUGCCUGAGAGAAAACAGCACUGCUAUUGCUGUACUGCUGCUUAGCUUUUCUAAUUUCACAUAUUUUAGUACAAGUAAAGCAACUUGUAAAAUUGUUGUUGUAAAAUUUUAACUGUUGCUUAUUCUUUUAAUCUUUGUUAUGAGUAAGAUAACAAUACUAUAUAUAAAUAUAUAUAUAUAUACACACACACACACACACACAUAUAAAUGAUUUACUAAAAUUAAUAAAGUAACCGUUUGAACUUGAUUUGAACAUCAGGGACUUUGUUAUGAUAAUGACAAUGUUACCACUGUGUAUCUGAUGACAAACUCUUGUCAUUUGAAGCAUCUAUUAUUUAGUUGUUAUGGCUAUACAACCUGUUCUUGAAAAAACACUUUCCAUCAAGUUGAGUGUUUUAGGUAUUCUUGUCUGUCUUUCUUAAACUUGUAUGUGUAGAAUACUUAAGCUGUAGGGUAAUCAUAGCCAAGAAUUCAUCAUAUUUUUAUAAGUUGAAACUUUUUACCCCUAGAGAAGAAAAGUUCUGUUAAACCAUAUAUAAUAUGGUAACAUUUUUGUUUUUAUUUGUAUUGUGAUGUAAACAAUGUUGCCAUUAAUGGGAAUACAGAUAUACAACUGCUGUAGAAUGUCCAACCAAGCAUGUGCACCUAGCACUACAAUAUGUUAACAAUGGAAGAACACGCAUAAUAACGGGUUUUAAGUGACAUGCAAGUAUGUAUGCGAGCUUACUUCCAGUGGCUCCAUUACCGUCUGAUACUGCUGAUUUUAGGGAGGUCCUACAACACAGGGACAAUAACAUAGUUAGGAGUUUGCAUUUUACAUAAAUCAAAAUGCUAGUCAUAGUAGAUGUAGAUAUAUAUAUAUAUAUACAUACGUACGUAUAAGAGUGAAUAAGUAAGCUCUUUCUUUCUGUGGAAAUAUGGCCAGUCUCAGUGGAAAGUAGUGUUCUGCAUGUACAUGUUGCGUGUGAAAAAUUGGCAUCGACACUACAUUUGGAUUGACAAUAUUGUGUGUGUGUGUAGUGCAGCUACAUUGCUGACCAUUUUGCUCUGCCAUGUUUGUUUCAGUUAACACAACUUAGGUGUGUCAGAAAUAAAAUCAAAAUUUAUUUUGUAAUUAAAAGGUGCAAAGUGUGACAUUAAGUUAAACCUUUAGGUGCUCAUUAUAUCACUUGAAUAUAGUUGUACUCUGUAGACAGUUUGCUCUUGUUUUACAUUUUUUUUUUAUCCAAUGUACUAAACAUAUGUUGAUGUGUUAAUGAAAUGCCAAGACACGCCUUUAUGAACAGCUAGCCAGGCCAUGCGACACAGAAUUUUACUAAUUGAGUUUUAGAGAAGAGGUGGUCAUGAAAUUUAACUUGUUUUAUUUCAAGCUUUUUAAAGAGCUUACUUGGUGGUGUUUGUACAUUUUGGGUCAUUUUAUUUCUGUCUCCGGUGUUGUGCUGAUGCCAAAAUAUUCUAGAAAUGCUUCAUAGGUCAUGUGGGUGAGAGUGGCACACUGGCAGCAGAUUUAUACAUCAUUUCAUAAUUUAUCUUUUAAAUGUUUUAUUAUUUCUUCAUGCAUGCAAACACAAGUUCUCAACUUCAAUAGAUUUCUAUUACAAAAACUACUGGUACCUUUAAAUGGCUAGUACUCACUUUGAUUAGUCCAGCUGAAUAGUGUACAUAUUUUUGCAAUGAAUGCUGAUUCUGUAUGCUUCGUACAUCUAUAUGAAUAAAGUAUGGAUGUGAUUUAGGAA